GAUUCUGGUUUCGUUGUGUUGAGUUUCUGGUUGACCUUUGUUUUUCAACGAGGAGGAGGAAAAUGGCGGUGCGAAGUGCUUUGAUUCUUCAGUUGACGAGUUUGACUCUGACGAUUCUUCUAUUGGCUGUCUCCGGCGAGUUUUUCAAGCCUUUCAAUGUGAGCUACGACCAUAGGGCUUUGAUCAUUGACGGAAAACGCCGCAUGCUUAUCUCCGCCGGUGUUCAUUAUCCUCGCGCUACUCCGGAGAUGUGGCCUAAUAUAAUUGAGAAGAGCAAGGAAGGUGGGGCGGAUGUCAUCCAAUCUUAUGUGUUUUGGAAUGGACAUGAACCAACGAAGGGACAGUAUAACUUUGAUGGGAGAUAUGACCUUGUCAAAUUUAUAAGGCUGGUAGGAUCCAGAGGCCUAUACCUUCAUUUACGCAUCGGACCAUACGUGUGUGCGGAGUGGAAUUUCGGGGGUUUUCCUUUGUGGCUGCGAGAUGUACCUGGAAUUGAAUUUCGAACAGACAAUGCUCCUUUCAAGGAGGAGAUGGAGCGGUUUGUCAAAAAGAUAGUGGAUCUUUUGCGCUUUGAAAAGUUAUUUAGUUGGCAAGGUGGUCCUGUCAUCAUGUUGCAGGUUGAAAAUGAAUAUGGAAACAUCGAAAGCUCAUUUGGAAAGAGAGGACAGAAAUAUAUCAAAUGGGCUGCGGAGAUGGCUCUAGGCCUUGGUGCUGGGGUUCCAUGGGUUAUGUGCCAGCAGAAGGAUGCUCCAACAACCAUUAUAAAUUCAUGUAAUGGUUACUAUUGUGACGGUUUUCAGCCAAAUUCUCCAAGCAAACCAAUAUUUUGGACAGAAAAUUGGGAUGGAUGGUUUACAUCAUGGGGCGAAAGAACACCUCACAGACCAGUCGAGGAUCUUGCAUUCUCUGUUGCACGCUUCUUCCAACGAAAAGGGAGCUUCCAGAAUUAUUAUAUGUAUUUUGGUGGAACAAAUUUUGGUCGUACGGCUGGAGGCCCAUUUUACAUUACUAGCUAUGAUUAUGACUCUCCAAUUGAUGAAUAUGGUUUGCUAAGGGAGCCCAAAUGGGGGCACUUGAAAGAUUUGCAUACUGCAUUAAAGCUCUGUGAACCUGCUUUGGUGUCUGCUGACUCGCCCCAGUAUAUUAAGUUGGGGUCCAAGCAGGAGGCACAUGUAUACCAUAUGAAUUCUCGAACUGACGAGCUCGAACGUUUGGAGCAUGGAAGUCUAAGAAGUUGUUCCGCAUUUCUUGCAAACAUCGAUGAACGUAAUGCAGCUUCUGUAAAAUUUAACGGGCGAACUUAUAACUUACCACCGUGGUCGGUUAGUAUUUUACCAGACUGCCAGAACGUAGUGUUCAACACCGCAAAGGUUACAGCUCAGACGUCCAUCAACUUAUUGGAGUUUUAUGCGCCCACACCCUUUUCUUCUAACAUCUCUUUAAAGCUACAUUCUAUGCGCCAGAAUGAACUUUCAACAAGUUUUAGUUCUUGGAUGACGGUAAAAGAACCCGUUGGCAUCUGGAGUGACAAAAGCUUCACUGUUAAGGGUAUACUGGAGCAUUUAAAUGUUACAAAGGAUAGUUCUGAUUACCUUUGGUAUUUCACCAGGAUACAUGUUUCCAGUGAUGAUAUAUCAUUUUGGAAAGAGAGCAAUGUUAGCCCAACAGUUACCAUCGAUAGUGUUCGGGAUGUGUUUCGUGUAUUAGUUAACGGGAAGAUCGCAGGCAGCGCAAUUGGUCAGUGGGUGAAGAUUGUCCAGCCUGUUCAAUUUGUCGAAGGAUACAAUGAUUUGCUGUUGUUAUCUGAGACAGUGGGUUUACAGAAUUCUGGUGCCUUCAUUGAGAAAGAUGGGGCAGGUAUCAGAGGCCGUAUAAAGCUCACUGGAUUAAAAAACGGGGAUAUUGAUCUCUCAGAGUCCUUAUGGACUUAUCAGGUCGGGUUGAAGGGUGAAUUCUUGAAAUUCUAUUCGUUAGAAGAAAACGAGAAGGCCGAUUGGACUGAUUUGUCUGUCGAUGCCGUUCCGUCUCCGUUCACGUGGUACAAGGCAUACUUCAGUUCGCCCGACGGGACCGACCCGGUCGCUAUCAAUCUAGGAAGCAUGGGAAAGGGACAGGCUUGGGUCAAUGGUCAUCAUAUAGGUAGAUACUGGACCGUGGUUGCCCCAAAAGAUGGCUGUCCCAAAAAAUGCGACUAUCGUGGUGCUUAUAAUUCAGGAAAGUGUGCUACAAAUUGCGGUCGGCCAACACAAAGCUGGUACCACGUUCCGCGAUCAUGGUUAAAGGAAUCGAGCAAUUUACUCGUCCUCUUCGAGGAAACUGGAGGAAAUCCGCUCGAGAUCGUCGUGAAGUUGUAUUCAACUGGAGUCAUCUGUGGUCAGGUCUCGGAGUCCAACUAUCCACCUCUAAGGAAGUUGUCUGCUGAUUAUACAUCUGAUGGAGAAAUUCUCUCGAGCGGAACGAACCCGGAAAUGUUCUUGCAUUGUGACGAUGGCCACGUGAUCUCCUCGAUCGAAUUUGCUAGCUAUGGAACUCCUCAAGGAAGUUGCAAGGAGUUCUCUAGAGGCCACUGUCAUUCAACCAAUUCUCUGUCUGUUGUUUCCGAGGCUUGUUUGGGUAAAAAUAGUUGCACGGUUGAAGUUUCAAAUUCUGCGUUUGGAGGUGAUCCAUGUCGUAGCAUUGUCAAGACACUCGCUGUUGAGGCUCGAUGUAGUUCGACAUCAGGUACUCGUUUAUCUGCUUGACAUGAAAAGCAGCUAACCCAAGCGAUGUAAUUGAGCUUCAUGGCCCCUCCAUUCUCUUUAUGUAAGUAUGUGUUUAUGCAUUUUCUAUCCUACCACUUCGGUAUAUACCUAACUCGUCGAUAUCAUCUUCGUUGUAAAUUUGUAAAAGAUCUCAAUGAAUUGAAUAAAAUGAGAACCAAAAGAAGAUCAACUGUCUCUUUUAUAUGUUUGAGAUUGAUUUGAGUCA
Molecule: messenger RNA, 2967 nt
Organism: Cucurbita pepo subsp. pepo (vegetable marrow)
Lineage: Eukaryota; Viridiplantae; Streptophyta; Magnoliopsida; Cucurbitales; Cucurbitaceae
Gene: BGAL9
Product: beta galactosidase 9
Biological process (GO): carbohydrate metabolic process
Molecular function (GO): hydrolase activity, hydrolyzing O-glycosyl compounds; carbohydrate binding
Source: RefSeq, a predicted model, not a curated record